AUGAGUUUCUCAUAUCGUUUGCCCAAAUUUCAACAGGCAGGAAAGUUUCAUGGCGAAGGCCAAUCAGCUUCAAGAUGGCUCGAGAGGAUUAAGCUUGAAAUCGCUUCUAGCAACUGUGGUACUAUUCCAAUCAAAGUCUAUUUAUGGGCAAUACAUGUUCUAUUGGAUGGAACUGCAGCGAAAUGGUGUGAUUCAGUCCCCGCAAUCAAAAACAUCUUGGAUGAUUACGAUAUCGCAGAUGCUUCAGAGACAGAAUGGUUGGAGCGUGAGCUUAUCAAACGAUUUCCUGGAAAUGUCACCAGUACUCCGGUUGCCCGUAUAGUUACCCGGCGCCGUUCGUAUAGCCUUGACAUGAAAGCGGAUUCAGAUGCCACGGCAUUAAAACUAGGAGAGCUAUUCAUUGGAGGAAGACCCCGAAGUCGGAACCAGGGGUCAGAAACAUAUCAAGCUUCUGAAGGACAUCGCGGGUUUAGCUACCAUGAUGAUCGAAACUCCAGACGUGAAACGCGGCAGGAAGCGGUGGAACGAAAUGUCAUCAACGAGUACCAUUUUUACAACAGACCCAGAGUUGCAUCGAGAUCACCGGAAUAUCAGAACGAGCCUCACCAUAGCUUUUCAACUAUCAAUCGAACGUCACCAGGGUCCAAGAAGUACCACAAUGAACGGAUCCAAAUGCCGACACCUUUAAAGGGUAUCUUAAAAAACAAAACAGACCAUAACCAGCAACCAAUGACUCAUUCUUACGAUGGCAAAGAUCACUCAAGAGACCGUUACUCUAGGGGUCCUUCUCCUUACCAAAGCAUUAAGAACACUAAUCAUUACCGGAAUGUCGAGACUCUAGAAUCCCGUCAAAAUCCACAGACACACCACCCAGAUUUCACAUAUCGCCCUUUAGAAUCGAGACCAGUGUAUCAGCAAUCAAAAAAAUCUUUUCGAGAAAUCAGAACAGAACCGUGCAAACCUCAGAUACCACGCUGGUCAUAUGUUCCAAUCCCUGCCACUAGAAUCGUCUCUCAUCCGGUCCCGAAACCGACUUACUUUGAAGACGAUACACUAAAACAUCUGAGACGGGAAGAGUCGAGCUCUGGGUCUUGGAGAACAUCAAGCUCAGCCUUUGACACACUUGAGCAACAUUUUCGUGAUUCAAGUCGAACUAGAAGAUGA
This is a messenger RNA of Botrytis porri, 1164 nucleotides long. RefSeq lists its product as uncharacterized. The transcript has a single exon. The coding region runs from base 1 to 1164 and encodes 387 amino acids. NCBI's taxonomy places the organism in Eukaryota, Fungi, Ascomycota, Leotiomycetes, Helotiales, Sclerotiniaceae. The record is from RefSeq and is a predicted model, not a curated record.